Messenger RNA from Coniosporium apollinis CBS 100218, 300 nucleotides. RefSeq lists its product as uncharacterized. The record is from RefSeq and is a predicted model, not a curated record. Lineage: Eukaryota; Fungi; Ascomycota; Dothideomycetes. The coding region runs from base 1 to 300 and encodes 99 amino acids. The transcript has a single exon.
AUGCCGACCCCACAAAAUCCCCUCCAUACCCACCUCAUCCGCCUCCUCGAUGCCCGCGCCUACCCAAAAACCAUCUGUCCCUCCGAAGUCGCACGUGCGCUGUCCGCCUCCGAGCUGCAGGCUCUGGAUGCGAGCGAGUGGAGAGACGUAAUGCCCGCCAUACGGGAAGCUGUGUGGGAGAUGAGAGAUCGUGGGGAGGUGGAGAUCAUGCAGCGUGGUGAGGUACUCGGUUCAGAAGUUGGGCUUGAGGAUGUGAGGGGGCCGAUACGGGUGAGGUUGGUUAGGGGGAACGAGAGUUGA